This is a messenger RNA of Xyrichtys novacula (pearly razorfish), 13601 nucleotides long. The record is from the annotation of a GenBank genome assembly. Lineage: Eukaryota; Metazoa; Chordata; Actinopteri; Labriformes; Labridae.
GAAUCACUCGAGGAAAUGAUUCGGUUCAGUAUGUUCACGUAGAAGAUUCGACUCUUUUGAACGAAUCGUUCGCGAAGGAAACAUCAGUAGAGCUCAGUGCCACAUCUUCCCUGAAUGAUAGAGCCGGAGUACCGAGGACUGGACCGAGCACAGGAGGAACUGUUUUUGUUCUGUUGACCCGGACUGUUUCACCUCCUUUCUCCGGAACAGUCGGACCGACCGGAACAUCUUCUCUCCGCCUCUUUCUGGACUUUUCCAGAGUGUUUUGGGCUGAGGUUCGGACGGGUCUCAGACUCGGCUCAGCUAACGGUUCAGUUAGAGUCUCGGAGUGGGCUUAAGGUGUGGACUUUGAUCCGGAAGUCUGGUGAAAAACCGUUACUAUACCUCAGGUAAGUCCACCUCAGUUUCUGACUUUAGUCCAAGUGUUUAACCCGAGAUCACUGAAAUGAGAAACACCAUCACCAUCACUAUCAGAUGGUUUUUACCUGAAAUAAUAAACCCAAGAAAAAGUCCUUGUCAUCAAAAUAGAUCAAAAUAGGACAAAACAUGAGAAAUUAAAGUCGUUUUAUUUAUUUUUAACAGUUUAAUGUCCAAAGGGAGGGAAAAAAGUGACAUAAGGGGACCAGAGAAAAAUACAACUAAAUAACUGAAAUUAGACAUUCAUCAAUAAAAAUCACUUAAAAUAUAUUUAAAUAUAUAAACUGUAAAGUUAUUUUCUUUUCCAUGUGAGUCUUCCCUGGUUCAGACUCAGGCUCCUCGGCACAAUAACAGGAGAGAGAACCAAAAUCUGUCAGAUUUGGAGUAAAAAUGAUUAAAGCUGACUCAAAUAUUUCUUAUCUCCAUCUGAAUUCACUUAAAAAUCACGACUUUGUGAUAGUUAUUCAUAACCACUGCACUAAAUAAAGAUAACAUGUAAACUCCAGGACCACUCUGACUGACCUUAUUCUCUACAUGCAGCUAAAAAACCACCCAAACCUACUUUACCCUCCAUCACUAAAGUCUAGAGUCUGUAGGAAAAAGCAGGUUUAGGAUCAGAGAGACAAAUCUGUCUUCAAAGAUGUCAAAGGAAACACUGAAGAUACUCAGAGACCCAUGAUACUCAGACAAACACAACAUCAGGAACAUCACCUAAAAACAGGUUUAAGAGGGUUAAAAUCACCCGGAGAUCGUCUUCUAGGGUUAAUGUGAAGCUUCAGGGUCCCUGACCUCUGACCCCAAUCACACUUUAAGUCAUCCUCUAUAACUACCUUAGUCAGCUAAAAGACUGUUAAAUGAUCUUUAAUCGGAAUAAAACAGUGUGAUCUACUAACAAAUGUACAUUAAACCUAACAAUGACAGAGCGGGACAAUUCUCCACCUGCUCAGUGAACUCUGUCUGUUAAACUCAUUACUCAGAAAUAGUUUAGUGAUCGUCUGAGCACGCUCCUGUUUACUCUCAGCUCUGUCCAAAAACAAGGUCUGAAUUCACAAACUUUAACCUUCAGCACAUUUUUAAUUAUUAAAGCUUAUAAGACAAAGAUCUAAACCUGCUAAAUGAAUCUGAAGAUCAUUGGAGGAACUGCUGCAGCUUCUAUUAAAACUCACAUGACCUACAAACUCCAGCAACACGUGACGAUUCAAGAACUAGAUCAUAAUACAUCCUUUACAAACAAACCGCUUUCAUCAGAACUGUGCUUUGUGGAUGUUUACUAAAACAGUUAUGAGAUAUAUAUAGAUAUAGAUAUAGAUAAAUAUAUAGAUAUAUAGAUAGAUAGAUAGAUAGAUAUUUAGAUAGAUGGGGUGUCUGUAUGGCGCAGUAGGUAAAAAGCAGAUAAAAUGGAGUGAAGAGCGGUCUGCGUCGUCGUCAGGUUAUGAGAGCGGCGGUCUUUAUCAGACUGCAAACACAUGAAGCAAAAGCAAACAGCGUAAAUGUUCCUUUUCCUCCAGAGUCUUUAUAUAUCCUCUGCCCUGUACCUGCCCUGGAUUGAUAGCUGCGCCGCCUCCCUCGCACAAGUCGUAGCACUACUAUCCUGUUGCCUUGACGACUGGUGUGUCAGGGGACCUCAUCCUGAUCCUCUGCACGGUUUUCUCUGACACUUGAUCAGGAGGACUGCUACAGAGCAGAGCUGCUCCUCCUGACUCUGCCGACCCCUCACCCACCUGAUGCCUCGUGUCUUAGUUACCUGUCGGAGCCCACUCACGGUCCUUCAGGCUGGGGGGGCUGCAGGGCUCUGGGAAGUCUGCUUUCUGUCUCUGCUCUGAACCGGAUCAGUUUGUCUGAUUUACAUUCCAUUCAAAAGUGGAACAAAAUAAAUGUUUCCUGUGUCUCAGAGCUCAGUGGGGGAAAAGUCGUUUCUAUUUGUGGAUCAAAAAUCAAACACAGAUUUAUUCCAGAGGGAACAACGACAACAGAGAGACGACGGAGGCGCUGUGAUCCGCUCUCUGUGAAUGAAAGGGUCAGUGAGAGACGGACUGAUCUUUGGUCAGUCUGGACUGGACUUUAUUGAGGUCCAGUUCCACCCAUCAAUGUCCCAUCUUUACCACCAACCAAUCAGAAUCAAGGGGCGGGGCUUCGGAUGUCAACUUUUGCUGUUUUUUUAUUACACAGUUUUCACACGACUCACCACGACUUCACUCAACUCAGUUUGGGUGGUUUUCCUCCCCAGUUGAAUACAGAUGACGACCCCAGAGUGGGUGGAGUCAUCAUCACGAGGCGGCGUCCGAACCCAACCCAACAAUGGAGGACGCUGAGGUGAUGGUGAACCUCACAGACGUAAUAACGACGCACAGUCUCUGCUCUCAGGCUAGAAAAAUGGCGGGUUUGAUUAUUGUGGAGGAGGAGCUCCAAUGACUCAUCCAGCAACGUCCCUCCCCGGCCAAUCAUUAGCCUUAACCCCCAAUUUUUACCACAUCUGGAACGGCUCUGAUCCAGAACGGCGCCGAUGUUCGCCGUCCGCAAAUUCCUACCGGAUCCAUUUGUGAGGCGAAUUUUCUGGCGGUUUCAUGUUCAGUCACAAGAUAACAAGUUGUCUCUCUAAAGACAGACACAUAGACAUAUAAGCAGUAGAUUGUGUCCUUCCAGAGGAGGAAAUCUACUUCUAGACUUCUAGAAUCAGCAUCUCCUCAGGAUGAGGUGGAAAUUGGUGGUAACUCUCUUUUGGAAAGGACAGCUGGACUUACUUAAGAAUUGGAAAUCAUAGAUGCUGCAUCCUCAGUUUUAGACGAUAUCUCCAGGUUUACGAGCAACAUCUGCGUCCAUCCAGACAAAGAUGUUUUCAGGAAAGACCUUCAGAUGAUCCCAAACCAGAUUCUGACAACAGUUGAAAUGUGGAAUAUAGAACUCUUGUGAUCAGCUGAGAAGUCCAGCGAUCCUCAGAGGAACGGAAAGAAGUCGGUGUAAAUUGACACGUUAACUUGAAUGGUUACGAUCAGCUACGAUCGGAGGAUACGACCUUUUAGGAGACGAUCAGGAUGAAGGUGGAGUAGGUACUAGAAAAGUACCCGGUCCUGGGCCCUACCACCUAACAGAAACCCCUAAAACCGUGCAGAGUCCAGUGGAGUGACAAAAAAAGACCUGAAGGUGGAGUCUGUCUGCUGAAGCACCUGCAGACCUGCUGCCUCAGGUAUCUCCAACCUUCUCUUCAACCUUCUUUGGUGUUUGAGCGACUGAGAGAAGAAGGAAACGUUUUUGUGUCAUGGCGAAGUAUCAGCCAGGAAACAUGGCGGCUGCAAACAGCAGUGAACCCAGGGAGGUCAGAGGUCAACAGAGCCUCCACAGAAGCUCUUUGUGGGGUUGGAGGGGGGGGGUGCUGCCUGGAGCCUGUGUGAAAUAGUCCAAUUAGUGAGUGAACCUUCUGGACAAAGUGGACCUCAGAGAACUUUGGGGGUCGGGUUCAGAGGCUGUUUCUGUGUCAUCGAGGGAAACGCUGAUGAGAAUCUGAAUCAAACUCUGAGUGUGUUUGAGCUUCUCCUCCACGUUCAGACAGGAAGAUGGCGAUACUGCAGAGGUUAUUUUUGACCACUUUUUCCACUGCGAGAAGCAGCGAUGAAAAAAAGAGUUUCCCAGAGUUCAGCUGUGAAAACUCGCAAAAUUCCUGUGACCACGUCUCAAACGCUCACAGAGGAAUAACCGGCGGUCCAAACUGCCACUCCUCCGAUCUGGUUCUGUUUUUUUAAUAAGCAUGUUGAAAAGUUUAGAAGAAUCUGGACUGUGUGCCAAAGCCUCUGAAAAUGUCUGACUGCUGUCCUUCUCCUCUCAGAUUAAGAAAAUAGAUUUUGUCUAAAGAGUGUCUAAAACAUCCUGGCAGCAGUUUCCCUUCAGCCGUGAAUAUUCAGGGUUGUUUUUUAUGUGGCUUUGUGUGCUUAAGGGGAAUAAAUAGCAACGCCCAUAUUUAUGUCUGCUUCAGCUCAGCCUGCACACUGAGCUGUCCUGGAAAAGUCCAUGUGACCCAGCCAGCGCUGAGGAGCUGCUGCUGCUGUUUCCUCAUCCUGUUGUAUGUGAGAGCGGAAGGACAACGGUCAGGCCUGCAGGGCGCCGCCGCCGCCGCCGACUCAUUUAAACCGCCGCCCUGUUAAAACAGAGAGGUUUAAUACUGUCAGUGUGACACUCAGAGGUCUCCUGUCUUUAGAGUUCAGCUCUUUAUUUCACGUCUUUUUCAGAUGAGCGUCGUAUUUUUAGCUCCAGGUAAACCCAGUUAGUCAUCUUAAUGGUCCGGUCUAUCCAACACUUAUCUCCAAACCCAAAAUAUCUCCACCGUCUCUCUGAUGGAUGAACCUGACACUUUCAGAGGUCUGUGGGGCUCAGACGAGGAUCUCUGAUGAUCUCCAUGAAUCUCUGGUGUUUAACAGAGUCGUUCAUAUCUAUAUAAUGUCACCAUAUCAUCUCUUUAUUGAGUUUAUUCACUGGUUUUAUUAUUUUUAGAGUAUUUUCCCAAGUGUUCCUGUUCCUCUGUAGUCCAGUCUUGUGAGUUUUCAGUUCGACCCUGUUUCCCUCCUGUUCUCAGUGUUUUAUUCUUUAGAUCAGUUUUCAGUGUUUCCUGUUUUAUUUUGUAGGAGUUGAUUUCUUGUUUAUUUCCUGUUUUAUUUUGUUGGAGUUGAUUUUUUGUUUAUUUCCUGUUUUAUUUUGUAGGAGUUGAUUUCUUGUUUAUUUCCUGUUUUAUUUUGUUGGAGUUGAUUUUUUGUUUAUUUCCUGUUUUAUUUUGUAGGAGUUGAUUUCUUGUUUAUUUCCUGUUUUAUUUUGUUGGAGUUGAUUCCUUGUUUAUUUCCUGUUUUAUUUUGUAGGAGUUGAUUUCUUGUUUAUUUCCUGUUUUAUUUUGUAGGAGUUGAUUUUUUGUUUAUUUCCUGUUUUAUUUUGUAGGAGUUGAUUCCUUGUUUAUUUCCUGUUUUAUUUUGUAGGAGUUGAUUUUUUGUUUAUUUCCUGUUUUAUUUUGUAGGAGUUGAUUCCUUGUUUAUUUCCUGUUUUAUUUUGUAGGAGUUGAUUCCUUGUUUAUUUCCUGUUUUAUUUUGUAGGAGUUGAUUUUUUGUUUAUUUCCUGUUUUAGUUUGUAGGAGUUGAUUCCUUGUUUAUUUCCUGUUUUAUUUUGUAGGAGUUGAUUUUUUGUUUAUUUCCUGUUUUAUUUUGUAGGAGUUGAUUCCUUGUUUAUUUCCUGUUUUAUUUUGUAGGAGUUGAUUUUUUGUUUAUUUCCUGUUUUAUUUUGUAGGAGUUGAUUCCUUGUUUAUUUCCUGUUUUAUUUUGGAGGAGUCGAUUUCUUGUUUAUUUCCUGUUUUAUUUUGUAGGAGUUGAUUUCUUGUUUAUUUCCUGUUUUAUUUGUAGGAGUUGAUUUUUUGUUUAUUUCCUGUUUUAUGUUGUAGGAGUUGAUUCCUUUGUUCACUCAUCAGUCUCACCUGUGUCUCAUUUACCUGUGUGUGUUUAUAGUCCCUGUCUUCCUUUCUGUUCUUGUUGGUUCUUUGUGUGUUUGUGUGUCGAUGUGUAUGUCUGUCUGUGUGUUGUUGUCUGUGUGUGUUGAUGUGUGUGUAUUUUUGUGUCCCCACUUUGAUUCUUUGUGUUUUUUUUCCCUUUUUAAUCUUUUUUUUUGAACAUUUUGAAGUCUGAGUCGGACUUUUCCUUUUUGCUUUAACCCGAUCCCUUGUUGUGACACAGACUUCAUUAACGCUGACCCCGGUUUCUUCUCUUACAUCCUCGUCCUCCAACAAAAAUGAACCCUCCAAAAUAAAACACAGCUCCCUAAUAUUGUUCCACUGGUCUGAGUGGGCGGAUGAAUCUCUGUGAGAUUUACUCAGACUGUCAACGGCUCACAAACCUUAGAAAUCAGAGUCCAUGAACCACCAGCAGCCCAAGUAACUAAUCAUCAUUUAUAUCCAACAGCCAAUCAGAUUUGAGGAUUCUGGGGUAGGCACCCCUGGGCCCCCCCUCCGCAGACACGGCCCUGCGAAGGGUCUGAAAGGCUUCAGCUCUGUGUGUGAAGGAGUGAAAACAGGCUGAUCUGAGAUGAUUGAUGCUCCUCCCCUCUGGAGGUGACAUGAGUCGGUUUCUGCUCCACCAACCUGCUCGCCGCCGCCACCACCUCCGCCACCGCCGCCACCACCGCUCAUGAGGAAAUUACAGUAGAAGAAAAACCCUCGUCUAGAUUUUAUUUGUCCUCCGCCAGAUCCAAUCAUCCUGGAGAGAUGGGGUCUCAGUGAUUGGGGGGGGGGGGGUCAUUAAAGGUGGAGCGAUGAGUGGCGGAAGAGGAGGAGGAGGAUGAGGAGGAGGAGGAGUCUUAUUCAGAGGUCAUUAUGGAAAGGCGCUCUUUCUCUCUCUCUCUCUCUCUCUCGCUCUCGUGUUGUAGAGCUGAGAAUAAUUUCUCUUCCUAUGUGUCAUACUCUUUCCAUUCUUUCUUCCUCUCGCCCCCGCUCGUGCUUUUUUCUGCUCCUCCCACACACACACACACACACACACACACUUUACUAGAUCCAUGUUGUAAAAAGACUGGCUCAGGUUUCACACACUCAAAACCACAGAGCAGCAGUCUCACCAUCCGCCUGUCAACAUUUUUCCUUUUUUUUCUUUAUUUAUCUCGAACAAAAUAAAACACCUGUACGUCAAACAACUGUACAUGUCAAAGAUAAAUUUACACAACAUACGUUUGUCAAAAAUAAACAGUUUGAGAAGAAAUAGAAUAAAGCGAAGAGAUGAUCUCGUCCGGCCAAUAGACUGUUUUUACUCUGGACAACUUGGUUCCUCCUUCCUCCAGUUUACAGACUUGAAGCUGAAAAGUUCUCAGUAAUUCCACAUUUUUUCUCCACUUCCUGAAACCAACAUUGCGCCGUAGCGUUGUUCGCGUUCGGCAGGAGAGUCGCUGUGAUGACGCUCGGCUCAAACAGCGUAUCCCCCUACAGCUACACAAUCUCUGUCCUCCCAUAGGCUGUAUCAGGUGUCAAUCAUAGAAAACAUGAACCCCCGGACUGUUCCAGUUUGUUUCCAAAAGUCCAAAAUUUUCUCAAACGUUCCGGAAUGUUAUUGAUCUUUUAGAAUGUCUUUGAUGUUAUAGAAUGUUAUUGAUCUUUUAGAAUGUCUUUGAUGUUAUAGAAUGUUCUUGAUCUUUUAGAAUGUCUUUGAUGUUCCAGAAUGUUAUUGAUCUUUUAGAAUGUCUUUGAUGUUCCAGAAUGAUAUUCUAGAAUGUUCUACAUCCUCCAGAGCCUCACCACCAUAGACUGUAUUUACUCUGGACAACUCUGUCCCACCUUCUGCCAGUUUACUGAUUUGAAGCUGAAGUUCAGCGUUUUUUUCUCCGUUUCCUGACACCAACGUUGUACACUUUCCUCCUGCUCUCUUCAUCAGCACGCUGUAUUCUCUGAGCGUCCCGUCUAAUACCUGCUGCUGCUCCUGGUUCUGUCCUGUAUACUUCCUCAUUUCCUGCUGGUGUGAAUGAAGAGAGCGUUACCACGGAAACAGAUAGUAGAUAAACCAGAGACAGUAAAGGUGAAGAGGCCCAGGAGGACAAACGAUUCAGGGUCCUCGUUUGGUACUUCUGAACCCUCAGUCAGAAUAUUCAUCUCCACAUGAAACCAGAUCAGACCACAAAUCUGGGAAGAAAUUAAGAUCUAGAUUAUAUCAAAGUUUUCAAGACUCCUGGAAUUCCAACAUCCUAUUACGUCACAUUAACUGUGGAGGAUGUGUGGUUCAGAUUUAGCUAACAUUAACAUUUAUUUUGGGUUUGCCCGAAACUUUUGAUAUUCAUGAUUGUCUGGAUACAUAUUUUAAAUUACUUUACAGUUUAGUGUCAGUUUAAUGUAUUUCAGUACCAUGUCAUCACGUACUCAAGUGAAAGCAGAAAAAUAUCUAAUGAAGAUUUUACUGACCAGAGCAGAGAGGACGAAAACAAGGAAGUGGUUCCAACCCAACUCACCGACACUGAAGACCGGCGAGGAACUGUUCAGGAAACUGACCUGAUGGAGAGACGGACAUUCGCUCAGAGACGACAGUCGGAGACACGGAGAGCUGAACUGCUCUAAAUACCUCUAAAUACCUCUGAUACAUGAAGUACCAGAAUAUUAAAGUUCUCAGACAACUGAGAACUGAUAUUAGUAGAUCUGAGGAAAAUGAGGAAAUGUGACAUCUACUGUUCAAAUGUUCUUAAUUUACAUAUUAUAAAAUAUAAGGGAGGGUAACAGACUGGAGAAGAUGUUGGUCUGAUUGGACAUGUUUGUUUGUUUGUUUGUUUGUUUGUUUGUUUGUUUGUUUGUUUGUUUGUUUGUUUGUUUGACACAAAUGUGUUAUUGUGAUUUUGUUUGUUUCUCCCUGAUAAAAAAUAAAAUAAAAUAAACGAAACCGGACCAGACCAGCGUCCGGCCUUCUCACUAACAACAGCCCCAGUAAGCCUGACCCCUGACCCUUGACCCCUGGGAGAGGGCUUUACUGUAAAACACCAAGCUUCAGGGCACCGGUCCCUCCACCGUGGGGGAGAGGUCGAUAAAUCAAUACUGGGCCUGAGGACACACAAUCUAUACACACACACACACAGACAGACAGAACCUGAGGAUUCUGGGUAAUCCUUCUGUUGUUGUUCCUGAGUCUGGUUCCUGGGGUGGUCUGGUUGGUUCUGUGGCGGUGGCGUUGUGAGGAGCGUCCUCCUCCUCUCCACCAUGAUAACAUUAAGAUAUUAACGAAGGUUCUUGUUGUUGUUGGUCUCCUGCAGGAGCAGACGGAGCAGACAGGAAAAGACACGAGGCCCAGGAUCUGCUCACCUGAGAGAGGUGCAUCAUGGGAAAACAGAACAGCAAGCUCCGGCCUGAGGUCCUGAACGACCUGAGAGAAAACACCGAGUUCACCGACCACGAGCUGCAGGAGUGGUACCGCGGUUUCCUGAAGGACUGUCCCACAGGUCACCUGACCGUGGAGGAGUUUAAGAAGAUCUACGCCAACUUCUUCCCCUACGGCGACGCCUCCAAGUUCGCCGAGCACGUCUUCCGCACGUUUGACACUAACGGAGACGCCACCAUCGACUUCAGGGAGUUCAUCAUCGCCCUGAGCGUGACGUCCCGCGGUGGGCUGGAGCAGAAGUUGCGCUGGGCCUUCAGUAUGUACGACCUGGACGGGAACGGGUACAUCAGCCGAGCGGAGAUGCUGGAGAUCGUCCAGGUGAGUGAGGCUCCUGAUCUUCUCUGAGGGGGGGGACCUUCUGUGUUUGACAAAGACCUGAGGAGGUGAUCUGUGACCUUCUGACCUCAGACUGUGGCUGAUUGUUGGAGGUUUACGGACCCGGGUUUUAAACCUGGACCCAGACUCAGCUCUGACCUCGUGGCUCAGAAGCUCCUUCUGUAGACUCACCCCCAGUUUCCACCGGAUCCGGAACGGCGGCGAUUUUAGCCGUCCGCCAAUUCCUACCAGAUCUGCUUGUGAGGUGAAUUUCGUGGUGGAUCACAGACAGCUGUAAUCACAAGAACUCACAAGAACCCGCAGAUUCACGUUCAAUCUCAUGAUAACGAGUUGUCUCUCUAAAGACAGACACAUAGACAUAUAAGCAGUAGAUUGUGUCCUUCCAGAGGAGGAAAUCUACUUCUAGACUUCUAGAAUCAGCAUCUCCUCAUCCAUGGUGUCAUCGGGGUGAAAUGACGUCUAAAAACCUUUCACUUGUUCGUCUCCGCCCGUUUGCAUGGUGUGAAAUACGAUCCUCCUGAAACUCCUCCUACUCCAGUUCUUCUGUCUGUUUAUUAAACUAAUUCAUAUAAGUGUCUCUUAUAUUGAUUUGGGGAAGAAUCAGUCUCCUGAUCCGACCCAGAGUCCAAAUCCUCAUGUGACCGUCUCCUCAGACAGACAGACCUCCUGUCCUCACACUGAGGACUGUGGGACAGAAUUAACAAAGAUCUAAAUAAUCCAUCAAAGAUGAAGAUCUUCAUAAAAACUGAACAUGCAGCAGGUCUGGACUGUCAGGACCUCCUCCCCUCACAUGGUGGACAUGGUCCGUCCCCCUUUCUCCGUCUCCUUAUCACUCCGGCUUUAUUUACUUUUCCAAUACAGUGAGCUGAUCCUGCAGGAGCGUAUCAAUAUUGGCUCAGGCUGCAGUGUUUGUGGAUACCAACCAAUGUCUGUGCCCACCUCACACACACACACACACACACACACACACACAGGUUUAAUUAAAGCAGAUACACCCCGGUCUGUGAGGAUGAUGAUGAUGAUGAGGAGGCGUGGGCAGAAAAGAGGUCAGAGCAGGAACAAAGACCGCUCACCUGUAUGUCCUCCUAACACCUCCUUCUGUCCCUGUACAGGCCAUCUACAAGAUGGUUUCAUCAGUGAUGAAGAUGCCCGAGGAUGAGUCCACCCCAGAGAAAAGGACGGACAAGAUCUUCAGACAGAUGGACAUCGACAAUGACGGUAAGACGCCGACAGCCCCUCUGAGAGGAGUCUGAGUCCUGGAUCCUAACCCAGCAGCUGUACUGAAUUUAAAGAGAGACUUUUUACAUGAAACAAGAUUCUGACCCACAUAAGAUCCAAACUGGACCCUCUGCAGGACUCUGCAGGACCUGCGUUAGUCCACAGAGCCGACAGCAGAUCAUCUUUUCAAAACAGGUCAAAUCCUCUAAGAUAAGAUUUUAACAAAAGUGGGCAGAUAAGAUCGAUCCAACAACGUUAUAGAAAAAACAGAUUUAAUGUUAAUGAUGUUCCACUUUGACCAGAAUACUGAUGUUUAUAUAAAGGAGGCGGGGCUUAUGGUCUACACUAAAGCCGCCCAGCAGGGGGAGCUCUGAAUCUCAGCAGUUCAUUCAGUUGACUUCCUUAGACAGGGUGUGGUUAUAAGUUACAUUAUCAUCUGUGUGUAUGACCUGUGAGCGCCUCCUAGUGUUCAGUAGAGGUACGAGUCCGUCUGGGUCUCAGGCGGGUCAGACUUCACUGAACAGCUGUGAUCUGUGAAAUCCCACGAAGAAGAAAAACUGAGGCACACGAUCAGAGAAGUGUUUUACCGUCUCUGUCAUGACGUCCCGCUGAGCGGGUCAGGAAGAAACACAGACGAGUGUAGCAGAGAGAGAGAACUGGGUCACAGAACCACAUGACUCACAGCAUCAUUAACGGGCUUCUGCAUCUGAGCCUGCUGAGCCAACCCGACACCAGCGCUCUGACAUUUACCGGGAAAAGGUGACACGACAUGCAUGUAACAUGGACUGACGCAUUUCCUGUCUCACCCGGACACGCCAGGAGUCAGGAGUCCAAUAUCGAGAGCAGCGGGCCCAGGCUGGUUCUGAAAGAGGACGUGUUUAUAGCCCGGUUUAGGUCCAGAUAUCAUACCUAACUGCACUGACUGGUCCUCUAAACUCACCGGUCUUUGUCAGAACCGGUCCAGACCGUGUGUUCUGGAAAGAAUCGGGUCACAGGAAACAUUAAUCAUUAAUCGGACCUUAAACCGGUUCUGUUUGUGUUUCAGAUGUUAGAUUCAGUUUUCAUUUGAAAAAAAGGACCAAAAACAAUCACAGCUGUUUCCUGUUCCCUCUGAUGUUGUUACCAUGGUGACAGUGUAACAGCCCCCCCUGCUGGUUGUGUCCUGACUUUCUCCUGAAUGUGGAUCUUGAUGUGACAGAUUUCAGGGUCAGAUUCUGCAGCUUCUCUUUGGGCGUCAGUGAUUGGUUGAUUCGUCUCUCACCCUCCUUCACACACGCCCACUUCCUUUGACCUUUUUUGGGUCUCUGCUCCACAGGUAGAUUGUCUUUGGAGGAGUUCAUCAAAGGUGCCAAGAGCGACCCGUCCAUCGUCAGACUCCUGCAGUCGGAUCAGGGAGCCUCCCGCCAGUUCUGAGAACAGAGACUAUGACAGGCCCCGCCCACCUUCAGAGGCUCACCUGUCCACACACCCACCUGGACAGACGGUCCUUUAGUUCUAUCGUCACUCCUGAACGUCUGAAUGUUUACAUUAAUGGAGAUCCUCCUCAGUAUUGCUCCCUGCUCCCUGUGGACUCUGACGUGCUCCUGGUUCAGGUCUUUCUGUUCCUCCUUUAAGUGAAGUGCCAUCCGUGUGUUUCUGCUGACUGGAUCAAGUAUUACAGUUAAACUACAGUUACACUACAGUUACACUACAGCAUGAGUACAUCCAUGGUGACCGUGUUGUUGUUGUUGUUGAAAGCUGCAGCUGUUAGCCUCUGUUAGUGCAUGUGCUGAUCAGUGAUCCGCAGAGAUUUGAAAUAUUUUAAAUAUUUCAGAAAUUUUUAAUAUUUGAAAUAUUUUAGAUAUUUUAAAUUUUUCAAAUAGUUCAGAUAUCUAAAAUAUUACAAACAUUUUAAAUAUUUAAAGAAUUACAGAUAUUUGAAAUAUUUUUAAUAUUUCAGAUAUUUGAAAUGUUUCAGAUAUUUGAAAUGUUGCAGAUAUUUUAUAUACUUUAAAUAUUUCAGAUAUUUUUAAAUAUCUGAGAUGUUUCAGAUAUUUUAAGUAUUUCAAAUAUUUUAAAUAUUUCAAAUAUGUCUGUUAUUUUAACUAUUUCAGAUAUCUUAAAUAUUUAAAAUAUGUCAGUUAUUUUAACAAUUUCAAAUAUUUCAGCUAUCUUAACUAUUUAAAAUGUGUCAGUUAUUUUAAGUAUUUCAAAUAUCUUAAAUAUUUAAAAUAUGUCAGUUAUUUUAAGUAUUUCAAAUAUUUCAGAUAUCUUAACUAUUUAAAAUAUGUCAGUUAUUUUAAGUAUUUCAAAUAUUUCAGAUACUUGAAAUAUUUAAAAUGUGUUAUUUUAAGUAUUUCAAAUAUCUUAAAUAUUUAAAAUAUGUCACUUAUUUUAAGUAUUUCAAAUAUCUUAAAUAUUUAAAAUAUGUCAGUUAUUUUAAGUAUUUCAAAUAUCUGAAAUAUUUAAAAUAUGUCAGUUAUUUUAAGUAUUUCAAAUAUUCCAGAUACUUAAAUUUUUUCAGACAUUUGAAAUAUUUAAGAUAUUUUUAAUAUUUCAGAUUUCUUAAAUAUUAUAGAUAUCUUACAUAUUUCAGAUUUUUCAUAUACUUUAAAUAUUUCCAACUGUUUCAGAUAUUUUAAUUUUUGAGAUAAAAGAUAUUUGAGAUAUUUCAGUUUUUCGAGAAUCAGGGGGCAGAAGGUGAUUUUGUUUUUAUUCCUUUUUAUUUUUGUAACAAAAAUGUCGUUUUCUUUUCACACAAUUGAAAUAAAGUCGUGUAAGAAAAAUCUA